UAUUAAUAGGGACAAGGCAGUAUUCAUCAACUUAGGUCAAAUCCCGGUACGACGAUUGCCGAUUGCCGAGUGCAAGUUUUGGAGUCAGAGGAACUGAAGAGGGGCGAGGAGCAUCAGGUAGUUGCAACAGUCGUUGGUAGCUCUCUCCUUAUAUAUAGAUUUUUUUUUCAAACGAUUUUUGAAGCGUAAAAUGGGACUGAAUAUUGGCGGGCAUGUUGAGAAAGUUAAUGGGAAGGAACUGAGUUACAGUGAAUUUGUGAAGAGGUAUCUUGAGAAGAACCAACCAGUUGUUCUAACAGGGCUGAUGGAUGACUGGAAGGCUUGCAGAGAUUGGGUAUAUGAGAAUGGAAAUCCCAAUCUCCACUAUUUCUCUGCACAUUUCGGGAAAUCCAGAGUUCAGGUGGCGGAUUGUGGUAGCAAAGAGUUCACUGAUCAGAAGAGAGUGGAAAUGUCGGUUUCAGAGUUCAUUGACCAUUGGCUUAAGCUUCCCAAAGAAGACGGUAGUUAUUCAAACCGCCAGGGCAAUGAUCAAACAGUGUUAUAUUUGAAGGAUUGGCAUUUUGUGAAGGAGUACCCAGAUUAUGUGGUCUAUACAACUCCACUAUUUUUUCGUGAUGAUUGGCUGAAUAUAUAUCUUGAUGGUCAUCCUAUGCAUAGAGAUCCUCACAACUAUCAAAAGACAAAUGAGAUAAACUGCUCUGAUUACCGUUUUGUUUACAUGGGAGCCAAAGGGACAUGGACUCCUUUACAUGCCGAUGUUUUCAGGUCUUAUAGUUGGUCUGCAAAUGUGUGUGGAAAGAAACAGUGGCAUCUUCUAUCCCCUUCUCAAUGUCAUCUUGUAUUUGACAGGAACAUGAAAAAUUCUGUCUAUGACAUUUUUGCUGAUGUUCCAGAGAAAAAGUUUCCAGGCUUCAGGGAGGCUAUUUGGUUGGAAUGCACUCAAGAACGAAAUGAAAUUAUCUUUGUACCUAGUGGGUGGUAUCAUCAAGUGCAUAAUCUGGAGGAUACAAUAUCCAUAAACCACAACUGGUUCAAUGCCUAUAAUCUUUCUUGGGUGUGGGAAUUGCUUGUCAAAGAUUAUAAUGAGGCAAAAGAGUACAUAGAGGACAUUAGAGAUAUAUGUGAUGAUUUUGAAGGCCUCUGUCAGCGAAACCUUGCAGCUAACACAGGCAUGAAUUUAUUGGAUUUCUUCAUCUGCAUCUCACGUUUCUCUUUUGCCAACUUGAUCCAACUGUACCAUCUUGUAAGAAACUACAGUAAUUUCACUAGGGAUCCAUUGCCAAGAAUUCAGUAUCUAAUUAUAAAUCUCACAUGCUUAUGCAAAGUUGCAUUGAAGAUGGAGUCCAUGGAGAGUUUGAGUGGAAAUGAAGCAACUUUAGUGGGUGUCCUAGAAGUUAUAGGGCAGUCAGAGUUCUUGGAUCUGUGCAUAGCUUUAAAUGGAACAUAUGAGACGGUAAUUGGGCCAACUUCUGAUAUAAAUUACUCUUUAGGAAAUAAUUUAGUGGAGAUGGACUUUAUGGAAGAUUAUGAUUUUAAGGUUUCCAACCCCAAAGAUCUUAUUACAGUCAUAGAGUGUGUUUUGAAUAAAGUUGGUUGCUUUUCUAGUAACAAAAACAUUAACCUGUUCUCUAAAUUGAGUGACAUCAAAUCUCAAUGGCUCUGUAAGAGGUAAUAUUUGAAUAAAAUGCCAUAGCUGAGCCCUUGAAGAACCGCUUACUCAAAAGUUCCUGUAAAUUGCAUAGAUGCCUUUUGUUUGGGAUAUUUUCAGUUUAUGGGUGUUGCCAUAAGAGGUGUCGAAGACGCAACCACUGUCAUGAUGACCCAUACUCACACAGGUCAGUAAAAUACAGGAUGAUAGUUGUGCAAACUUCUGCUUCUGUGGAUUUGGAUUUACUUGAAGCUUCUAGAUUUAAUGUCUCUUUCUUCAGAAUGAUACUACAGUCAUGGACUGUGCCAUCACAAAUAUUUAUUGGAUAAUUGGAUUUCUAGCUGUAUGAACUCAAUGACUUGAACCCUCACUGCUUCUGUUAGAGGUAAUAAUAUAUUUGGAUGUAAAUUCAUGUCAAGUCGUCAUUUGAGAGUUUCCAAUUCAAGUCAUUUGGGAUAUCUUGAGAUGGUAUGGAUUUUGUCCCGGCAGAGGUUUUCAAACCAAAGCAACUGAUGUAAAGGACUAUGGUUAAAAGGUGAGUUGAGAGAUGGGGAUGUGAUUGUUCACUUGAGAGUUGUGCGUGCUAAACAAGUGACCAAGGAUCUAAAGGAGUUUUAGUGGACCAAGAGGCAGGAUGGAGAUUAUAUGCUCGUAUGGUUGCAGAAUAGGAAGCUGAAAGUGCCAAAUGAUGUACCAAAGAUCUACAAUAAGACAAAAUGGAAAGAUCAUAUCUCGACAGGGUGGUAUGGAAAUUCACAAUUAAUGAGAAUUCGCACCAUGGGGCUUUGAAAUUGUUCCGUUGGUGGAGGAGAUAUAUGCAGAAACCAAUUUUUUUCUGGUAUGGAUAACUGUGCAGAUAUAUUUACAAGUAUGCAAUGCUGAUAAAUAUCACCAGCCUGAUGCGUCAAAGGUUUGGAGAUGACCUGUUUCUAACUUUUUUGUUCCCCAUUUCAAUGAAAAAUAAAUUGUUAUUAACUUUUUUAUUGAUAAAAAAAAAGUUUAGUUUUGCCAAUAUUUUUGCCUUAUUUGGAGAGCUGUUGCUUGAUUGCGGUUUUUUCU
This is a messenger RNA of Nelumbo nucifera (sacred lotus), 2707 nucleotides long. RefSeq names its product 2-oxoglutarate (2OG) and Fe(II)-dependent oxygenase superfamily protein. Gene Ontology annotation, biological process: positive regulation of translational termination; protein hydroxylation. Lineage: Eukaryota; Viridiplantae; Streptophyta; Magnoliopsida; Proteales; Nelumbonaceae. Gene Ontology annotation, molecular function: 2-oxoglutarate-dependent dioxygenase activity; sequence-specific DNA binding. Gene Ontology annotation, cellular component: cytoplasm; nucleus. The record is from RefSeq and is a predicted model, not a curated record.